Molecule: messenger RNA, 753 nt
Organism: Paramuricea clavata
Lineage: Eukaryota; Metazoa; Cnidaria; Anthozoa; Malacalcyonacea; Plexauridae
Source: the annotation of a GenBank genome assembly
GAAGGAGAAAAAGAAGAGGAACAGCAGGAAAGAGAGACAGAUAUGCAAGAUGAUGAAAGGAAUGACGAUGAUCAUUCAGAACCUAUGUUCCCCAAACCUCUCAAGGUUUGUUUCCUAUAAUGUUAUCCGGUAUAAUAAUAUUAUAUGUCGUUCUUAGAUCGUGCUCAUGGGUAUGCCAUGGUAAACAGAACAGGAGUUAGAAGGAUAACACGAUAGCCACAUAUAAGGUGGUAAUAUAUUUAAAACAUUUAUUUAUAGAAUAAGAGACGAUUGAAACCCUGCCCCAUCUGCGGGCGUUCCUUCAAGGUCCUCUUAUCACACCUAAAGGUUAAUCAUAAACUCGGCGCACAGGAGGCAAAGCGUCUGUCCGGCCAGAAACGUCUCGUCCAGUUGGGGACUACUCAAAAGACCCGCCCUGUCCCUUGCCCGCACCCUGGAUGCAGAAAUGUGGUCGUCCGUGUCGACCGGCACCUCGUCAGGGUACACGGAAUGGAAAAAACAGACACAGAGUACAUUCGCAUGAACAAUGAAACAAAGGCCAAGAGGCAUAGUGUUGCAUCAAAAAAAGCGGCGAAGUUGUUGAAUAGAAAGUCGCCAAUGAAGAUGGAAGACCUUCCAUUGAAAGGAGAAACAAAAGACAUAGAAGUGUUGUUUGCCAAAUUGCUUUCACGAGAAACCAUCAGACAAAAGCUCAUUGAUUUUCAAGUUUUUUCUGCUCUUUUCAAGAAAGAGAGUGGCAAACAUCAGUUAUAA